UCUCAACUUGAUCAAUGAGCAAGGCCAUGGGCAAAAUUCACUACCUUUUCUUGAUAAAUUUUAGCUUAGUUUCGUUAGCCAUGAUGGCUGCCGGCAACAGUAAUGUUACAACGGAUCAAUUAGCGCUUCUUGCGCUAAGAGAUCGCAUGAUCAAUUCAGAGCCUCGAGAAAUCUUGGCAAAAAACUGGUCCAUUACCUCCUCCGUCUGUGAUUGGAUAGGGGUCACCUGCGGGUCUCGACACCGCCGAGUGACUGCCUUGAAUAUCUCAAAGAUGAACCUUACUGGUACCUUACCUCCUCAACUUGGGAACCUGUCCUUUCUGGUUUCCCUUAACAUUAGCAGGAACAAUUUCCAUGGAGAGUUGCCCCCUGAGUUAGUUCACUUGCGCAGAUUGAGAUACCUUAAUUUUAGGACCAACAAUCUCAGUGGAGAGCUUCCCUCCUGGUUUGGUUACUUACACAAACUCCAAUUCCUGUCUCUCGGAAACAAUAGCUUUUCGGGUUCUAUCCCGCCUUCCAUCUCUAACAUGUCAAAAUUGGAGACGCUAUGUCUGUCUUUCAAUUCCAUUGAGGGGACCGUUCCAACAGAAUUUCAGAAUCUUCAUAAUUUGAAGACUUUGGUUGUUGAGUAUAAUCCGCUUUCCGGUCCUUUGCCUCUCCAUGUAUUCAACAUUUCCUCACUGGAAAACAUUGCCUUCUGGAAUAACAACCUAUAUGGCAUUCUUCCGGACGACAUCUGUCAGCGCCUUAAGAAACUUACAUGGCUUAAUCUAGCGUACAACAAUUUGAUCGGUCGAAUACCUUCAACGGUGUCUCAGUGUUCACAGCUUCGGUAUCUUUCCUUGUCUGGGAACCAUUUCACUGGACCGAUACCCAUGGGAAUUGGGAACCUGACAAUGCUGGAGCAAAUACACCUGCAGAUGAACAAUUUAACAGGCAGUGAUGUGAAAGCCCAGCCUCUCUCUAUUAGUCUAGAUUAGUCUAGAUUUGUCUAGAUGCAAGUUACAUUUCUAGAAUCUUCCCGAAGGAAAUCAGCACCGCCUUAAUUGUGGUAACUUAGUGCAUGUAUAAAUGGACGGCAAGUGUUUAGUACAAGUGUAAGGUAAUUUUAUGAGUUUUAAAUUGGUGUCUUAGUUUAGAGUAUAAUUGUUAGGAGUUCUGGUUAUUUUGGUAUAGUGCGUGUUGUGUAUAAAUUAUGAUUAUUAUUUGUGGAUUUCAUUUUGGA
Molecule: messenger RNA, 1225 nt
Organism: Coffea eugenioides
Lineage: Eukaryota; Viridiplantae; Streptophyta; Magnoliopsida; Gentianales; Rubiaceae
Product: receptor kinase-like protein Xa21
Exons: 2
Coding region: 15-980 (321 amino acids)
Molecular function (GO): protein binding
Source: RefSeq, a predicted model, not a curated record